CCAAAAAUUAACAAGUGCGAGUGUCGGUCAUCAAGCAAUCCCGUAUUAAAAGUUGAAUUUUUCCAUCAAAUACUUGCCAAAAGUGACAAUUUCGGCAUUUGUUCGUGAAAUCAUAGCAUGUUGCAGUAAUUAAACGAUCAGAACUGAUAUUCAAUGCCAUAUAUUCUGAUACGAGGAAAUUUAUCUUCCUAUAGCCACAAAUAUCCGUUUCGUGUGUUAGUGUCUGGGCUAAAAGCCGCUGAUAUCGAACAACUGAACCGCUUUCCAUGCGGUGGUUACUCUGACGAAUCGACUAUUGUUUAUUUGCAGCAUCCGUGCAUUAUUCUUUCUGCUUUAGAGGUUUUGGGAUAUCGUGUAGUUGCAAGUAGUUCAACGGCAGUAAAGCAGGACUACAAUGAGUACAUGUGGACUAUGAGAAAGGAGUUUAACGAGCCAGAUCCCUUUUACAGCGAAACGUCAUCGGCAAUUAUCGAACGCGACAACUUAGCAAAUAGCGGGCGCGAAGACGGCUUGAACAAAAUCGACGUUCCCGAAUAAACCAGAAAUCUCAAUGGAAUCAUCUAGUUCACCGCCACAAACGAUAGCGACGCAAACCAAUCAAAUUCACAGUUCCACGACACCCACGCAAACCGUAUCCAGUCAAAUUUCCGUAAACGCGCAAUCCGCAGCUGCUGCUGCGCCCAAC
Culicoides brevitarsis is the source of this 685-nucleotide messenger RNA. RefSeq lists its product as uncharacterized. The record is from RefSeq and is a predicted model, not a curated record. Bases 154 to 537 code for a protein of 127 amino acids. NCBI's taxonomy places the organism in Eukaryota, Metazoa, Arthropoda, Insecta, Diptera, Ceratopogonidae. The transcript has 5 exons. Gene Ontology annotation, biological process: negative regulation of biosynthetic process.